Messenger RNA from Colletotrichum karsti, 693 nucleotides. RefSeq names its product elongation factor 1-gamma. The record is from RefSeq and is a predicted model, not a curated record. Gene Ontology annotation, biological process: translational elongation. NCBI's taxonomy places the organism in Eukaryota, Fungi, Ascomycota, Sordariomycetes, Glomerellales, Glomerellaceae. The transcript is spliced from 3 exons. The coding region runs from base 1 to 693 and encodes 230 amino acids. Gene Ontology annotation, cellular component: nucleus; cytoplasm.
AUGUCUUUCGGCAAGCUAUACACAUACCCGAAAGCGCCUCGAUCAACGAUGGUGUUGUUCGUCGCCAAAUACAACAAACUCGACGUCGAAAUCUGCAACGCCUUCCCCAUCAAAGUGUAUCCCGAGAAGGGCGGCGUCGGCGAGGAGUACUUGUCCAAGUUCCACACCGGCAAGGUCCCAGCACUCGAGACGGCAGAUGGUUUUGCCGUGUAUGAGAGCAACGCUGUGGCUUGGUUCCUCGCGAAGCAAGAUCCCAACACAAAACUCUGCGGGACAGGGUUGAAGGAAGAGACGACGGUCCUCCGAUGGGCGUCUUUCACGAACUAUGAGCUCCUGCCACCCAUCAUGGCAUGGAUUCAGCCCAUUAUCGGAAGAGCACCCUCUAGCCCAGAAAUCUUGCAGAAAUGUGAGGAGGGUUGUGAGCUCACUAUCCGUGCCAUUGAGAAGGAGAUCAAGGGGAAGAAGUAUCUUGUCGGCGACACCUUGACUCUCGCGGAUCUGUUCGUCGUCUCGGGAUUGGCAAGAGGUUACCAAUAUGUUUUCACGAAGGACUGGGCGGAGAAGCACCCUAUCGUGCACGAGUAUUACAUGAGUAUCAGGAAUGACAAGGACGGUAUCUUCGACAGCAUUCUGGGCCCGAACGUCAUCCGAGAUGAGCCGGGCGGCACUUAUCCCGACUACGAUGGGUUGUGA